UCAUUUGCACCUCACUCAAUCAAUACUUGUAAUCCUCCCUAAAUUAAGCAAACCAACAACAAUUAAUGGCAUACAUCAACCGCCCCUACGGAAAGAACUACUACGAGGUUGAGAGAGAGGUCGUCCGUGACGGUCCAUAUGGUGCCUACGUCGCUGACUACAGGGUUGACGAAUAUGGAAACCGCAUCUACCACCACCACAAUAGGUUGGGAAAUUCCAUAACUAAGAUUGUGACUGAUGUCAUUCCUGGUCAUCACACCUCCCGUAACGGACUCGGAAAUGUCGUAACGGGGUUUGUGACCACUGAUGUUAUCCCCGGCUACCACCACCACCACUACCCUAACAUCAUUGAUAGGACGAGGUACUGACAGUUGACACUUGCAUGAAUCAUGAACCAGAGAAUUGACAGCAAACAUGGUAUCAGUGUAAUAAAAUGUCCUCUUUACCCUCUAAAAAUAGGCUAGUCAUUACGGGCCAGGAUUCGACACGAUGUGUACUUUGCUAUCUUGGAGUAAUUUGUUUGGCGAUGUAUUUCGGAUUUUUUUUUAUGAAGUUAUAGUACAUGGCUUUUGGUUUUUAGAAAGAAA
Messenger RNA from Spinacia oleracea (spinach), 587 nucleotides. RefSeq lists its product as uncharacterized. The transcript has 2 exons. Lineage: Eukaryota; Viridiplantae; Streptophyta; Magnoliopsida; Caryophyllales; Amaranthaceae. The record is from RefSeq and is a predicted model, not a curated record. Bases 66 to 368 code for a protein of 100 amino acids.